Linepithema humile (Argentine ant) is the source of this 2287-nucleotide messenger RNA. Its product is annotated as Heat shock protein 70 cognate 1. Lineage: Eukaryota; Metazoa; Arthropoda; Insecta; Hymenoptera; Formicidae. Gene Ontology annotation, cellular component: plasma membrane; cytosol; cytoplasm. The record is from RefSeq and is a predicted model, not a curated record. Gene Ontology annotation, molecular function: ATP-dependent protein folding chaperone; ATP binding.
ACACUCGCGUCAUCAGUUUCACAACAAACGCGAAAGAGUGCGAGUGUGGUGAAUAAGUGAAUUUGUUCGGUAGCGAUUCGCAUAGUAAAUCGACGAACUACAUCGUAAUAGAGAUACAGAUAUACGAGUUGCAGUGUAUCUGAUUAGAUUGAGACUGCGAUAAGACACGCAAAUAACAAUGUCUAAAGCACCAGCGGUUGGAAUUGACUUGGGCACCACGUACUCUUGCGUGGGUGUUUUUCAACACGGGAAGGUUGAGAUCAUUGCUAAUGAUCAGGGCAAUCGGACUACACCGAGCUAUGUGGCUUUCACCGAUACCGAGAGAUUGAUCGGCGAUGCGGCGAAAAACCAGGUUGCCAUGAAUCCUAGCAAUACCAUCUUCGACGCAAAGCGUUUGAUCGGUCGCCGGUUCGAAGAUGCGACGGUACAAAGCGACAUGAAGCAUUGGCCGUUUACGGUGAUCAAUGAAGGAGGCAAACCGAAAAUCAGCGUGUCUUACAAAGGCGAGACGAAGACUUUCUUCCCCGAAGAGGUGUCCUCUAUGGUUUUGACGAAGAUGAAGGAAACGGCGGAAGCAUAUCUGGGCAAGACUGUUACGAACGCCGUCAUCACUGUACCAGCUUAUUUCAAUGAUUCUCAGAGGCAAGCGACGAAGGACGCCGGCGCUAUCGCCGGUUUGAAUGUUCUCAGGAUAAUAAACGAGCCGACGGCAGCUGCGAUAGCGUACGGUCUCGAUAAGAAAACUUCAGGCGAGAAGAACGUCCUGAUCUUCGACUUGGGUGGAGGUACCUUUGAUGUGUCGAUCCUGACAAUUGAAGACGGCAUCUUUGAGGUGAAAUCUACGGCCGGCGACACGCAUCUCGGCGGAGAGGACUUUGACAAUCGAAUGGUGAAUCACUUUGUGCAAGAAUUCAAGAGGAAGUACAAAAAGGACUUGAGCACCAACAAGAGAGCCCUGAGACGCCUGAGGACGGCCUGCGAGAGGGCGAAAAGAACAUUGAGCUCGUCGACGCAGGCGAGCAUUGAGAUUGACUCGCUGUUCGAGGGUAUCGACUUCUACACGUCCAUCACUAGGGCCAGAUUUGAGGAACUCUGCGCCGAUAUGUUCAGAAGCACCCUCGAACCUGUGGAGAAAGCGCUGAGGGACGCGAAGAUGGACAAGGCACAAGUACACAGCAUAGUUCUAGUCGGUGGCUCUACCAGGAUACCAAAGAUUCAGAAGCUGCUUCAAGAUUUCUUCAACGGCAAGGAACUGAAUAAAUCCAUCAAUCCGGACGAGGCUGUUGCCUACGGCGCAGCGGUUCAGGCAGCUAUUCUGCACGGCGACAAGUCUGAAGAGGUUCAAGAUCUGCUUCUGCUGGACGUGACUCCGCUGUCGCUGGGCAUUGAGACGGCUGGCGGUGUCAUGACCACUUUGAUCAAGAGGAACACCACGAUACCCACGAAGCAGACGCAGACGUUUACCACGUAUUCCGACAAUCAGCCGGGAGUACUUAUUCAAGUCUACGAGGGAGAGAGAGCGAUGACCAAGGACAACAACAUCCUUGGUAAAUUUGAGCUGACGGGAAUACCACCUGCGCCUAGGGGCGUACCGCAAAUUGAAGUUACCUUCGACAUCGACGCCAAUGGUAUAUUGAAUGUCUCUGCGAUUGAAAAAUCCACGGGCAAAGAAAAUAAGAUUACGAUUACCAAUGACAAGGGUCGUUUGUCGAAGGAGGACAUAGAGAGGAUGGUGGACGAAGCCGAGCAAUACCGAUCGGAGGAUGAACAACAGCGAGAGAGGAUUUCCGCCAAGAACGCUCUCGAAUCGUACUGCUUCAACAUGAAGAGCACGAUGGAGGAUGAUAAGAUUAAGGAUAAAAUCGACGCGUCUGACAAAGAGAAAAUUACCUCCAAGUGCAACGAGGUCAUCUCAUGGUUGGACGCCAAUCAAUUAGCGGAGAAAGACGAAUUCAAUGACAAGCAGAAAGAACUAGAGGCCAUUUGCAAUCCUAUCGUGACAAAACUCUAUCAAAGUGGUGGUGGAGUACCUGGUGGCUUCCCUGGUGCAGCAGCUGGUGGAGCAGGACCUAAUCCUGGUGCCGGUGGCGCCGGAGGCGCCGGACCAACUAUCGAAGAAGUCGAUUAAAUCAUUUAACUCUUGUUUUUUCCACUCUUAUUUAAGGAACAUCAAAUUUCAUUUCAUUUUAUUGUACAGUUCGUAUGGUUGUUUAACUUAAAUAUUUAUUUUAUUAGGUCCUUGAAUAAGUUCUCGCUGUUUCUUAAAAGAUGGCGUAGCGGCACUCUG